Molecule: messenger RNA, 2432 nt
Organism: Plectropomus leopardus (leopard coralgrouper)
Lineage: Eukaryota; Metazoa; Chordata; Actinopteri; Perciformes; Serranidae
Source: RefSeq, a predicted model, not a curated record
UUGUUAUUUCCCUCUUGUAUUGUAGUUUCUUCUUGGUGUUUGGGCCAAAGAUCUGAACAGCCGAGAGGACCACGUGAAGCGAGGUGUUCAGGGCAAGCUGGCCAGUGCAACUCACUCACAGACCGAGUCUUACCUCAAACCUCUCUUCAGGAAGCUCAAGAAGAAGAGUUUACCAGCUGACAUCAAAGAGUCCAUCACAGACAUCAUUAAAUUCAUGUUGGAGAGAGAAUAUGUCAAGGCAAAUGAUGCCUACCUGCAGAUGGCCAUUGGUAAUGCACCCUGGCCUAUUGGUGUGACCAUGGUGGGUAUCCAUGCUCGUACUGGACGAGAAAAGAUCUUCUCCAAGCAUGUGGCUCACGUUCUCAAUGAUGAGACACAGAGGAAAUACAUCCAGGUAAGACCCUGAGAUCAUCGCUUUCAGAUAGUGUCUAAAUCUCUCUUAGGUUGGAUUUCAAGUAUUUCAGGUCAACUGAUAACAUUGGAUGUCCUCGAAUAUGAUCUGGUGUUUACAUGUGCCAAUGCAUGUAAACAGUACAACUGUGUGACAUGCACAAAAAUUACAAAUAUAGUAACUUGGCAGAGCUGCCAGCUCCUGCAUUGACCAUGAAACACACACCACUGACACUUUUCACACACUCUUCUGCCACAAGUGCAUUUUCUCGCAGUGAAAAAUAACGGAUAACUUCGGCAGCACAGUUAUUUGUCAUCUGUUUAGCGCAGUAUUUGCUGUUGUUUUGAUACUCUUAUUCAAGCAUCAAGCAACCGCGUUGAUACAAAACUCUCCGCUGUACUUCACUUCUGCUCGGAAGUCACCAUUUUACAGAAGUGGACGUCAAACAUGUAUGUUGUCACAUCCACUUAUGUGACAACAUAUGCAUGCGCAGAAAGAACGCGGCUCGAGAUAAGUCAGCUUGAUUGUUCACAUGAUACACAUUUUCUUUUGAGCAGUUUAUAAAAAGGUUUAAACUACCCCUUUGCAACUGAUUGAAUUUUGAAUCAGUUCGGGCCUGUUUAAACUGACUGAGGUGUUUAUAGGAAUCAUGUUUAAUCUGUUUGGACUUUUAAACUUAUUCUACUCAGAUUAGUAGGCUUCAUGUAAACAUGCCUAGUGACCCCUAAGAUCAAAUACAAAAUAAUAAUAAUAAUAAUAAUAAUAACGGUCAGGAUAAUAGCAACAUUAUCCUGUCAGUGAAGGUUUGUGUCUUAUUCAUCUUUGCUGUGUCCUCUUGAUCUAUUCAUUUACAAGUUCAGUUGGGCGGGAUUUUAAAAUCAGACCCACUAUUUUCAGCAGUUAACCUUUUUCCUCUCGGAGCUUUCAUUCAUUACAGAUUUUAAACAAAAAGCAAAUGAAUGUGGGAAAAAAUGUGUAUCGCUUAACUUUUGAAAUACAAAAGUGACAGUCACAUAUCUGGAGACAUAAAAACUCCAGAAACAGAAUAAAAAAUAGCUAUGAAUGCACAGAACCAAGUGGCAAAACCAAUAACACACCCCAUCUGUGUGUUUGUAACAGUGUCUCCCUCUCUCCUUUUGCCCUCUACCUUCCACACACAAAGACACAAACACACACACACACACACACACACACACACACACGCGCGCCUCAUGAUGUUUUCCAUCAAAGACAAGGAAAGUGUUUAGGAACCACAGGACCUUUUUUUGACUAGUUGACCCAAGCACAGAUAAUUUAAGAAGCUACUAAGCUCGAUCAGAACUGUGUCACAUGAGAAAACAGAUUUGCAAAAGAUAGGCUUGAUGGCGUCGCUAUACAGAUCUGUAUGUGAAAUGCGCAUGUGCAGCUCAACAGAGAUGAGAAGGAAGCGAGUUCUCACUCUUAAGCUACUUCCAGACACCAUAUGUAGUUUACAUAUUCUGUACCGGCAUACAAGAUCUAUGUAUACUGGUCCACUUGGAUGUUGCUUCUGGGCUGGAUGUUGCCUGGGAACUGCCAACUGAAUAGACCUGCUGUAGAUUAAACCCACGUCUGGUUGGAUGUCAUGUGCCAACAAUUUACAGGUAAACUAAAUACCGUAUUCAGGCUUAUUUUUCAUUAUUAAAUAGAAUAAUGUUUUAUUUGUUGUUAUGAUUACUUAAGUAUGUGUGCAUAUUUAAACUUAACAUUUUUGUGCUUUCUGUGUAAGUACGUCAUUACUAAGAUCAGAAAGAUCCAUAUUGACUCUUCAUAUAAACAUACAGUAACAUUAUUUGUAUGACCAGCAUUUACGAGGGACAUUUCCUUUGUAUGUAAACAGUAAAUAUUUUGCGUAUAGGCUAUGCAAAGUUUGCUGCAUUAUUCUUCUCAUUGUACUCCUGUUGUGUGUUAAUAAUGCGUAAUAAUGUGUCUGCUGAGGUUUUGUAGUGGAGGGCAGUGUUUAGGUUAUUUGCCUUGUUCUAUACAGUAGUAACUAGAAGUUGUCACGUUAUAUCAACAUUUA